Messenger RNA from Manihot esculenta (cassava), 3321 nucleotides. RefSeq names its product pumilio homolog 4. The transcript has 11 exons. Gene Ontology annotation, molecular function: mRNA binding. Lineage: Eukaryota; Viridiplantae; Streptophyta; Magnoliopsida; Malpighiales; Euphorbiaceae. Gene Ontology annotation, cellular component: cytoplasm. The coding region runs from base 166 to 3141 and encodes 991 amino acids. Gene Ontology annotation, biological process: post-transcriptional regulation of gene expression. The record is from RefSeq and is a predicted model, not a curated record.
GAUUUCCUUUAAUUUCACUGUUUUGUGUGUGAAUACAUACAUAUGUCUCUACAUGUAUAAACAAACAUUUUCUCUCCGAAAAUUAAAAUUAAUAUUAACUAAAAGAAAAGGCAAGCAGUGACCGUUUCGCAAAAUCUCCGUUCUCCAUGUUUGCUCUUUUCAGAGAUGGUCACUGGGAGCAACAUAGAGAUGCUACUGAGCCUAGAUGAUCGUCUGCAAGGGCCCAGUGGCAAUUUAGAGGAUAAUUUGCAGAAUGAGCUAGAAUUAAUACUGCAAUCGCAGCAAAAUCAGCGCGUAAUUGAUCGAGAUAGGAAUCUCAAUAUAUUUAGGAGUGGAAGCGCUCCACCAACUGUUGAGGGAUCAUUAAGUGCUGUGGGUAGUCUUUUGAGGAACUCCAAUUUUAGUGACAUUAAUAGCAUUAGUAAUAACAGCGGUAAUAAUUUAGUUCUUUCUGAUGAUGAGAUUCGCUCGCAUCCAGCAUACCUUUCCUAUUAUUAUUCUCAUGAUAACAUAAAUCCGAGACUACCUCCACCAUUGUUGUCGAAGGAGGACUGGCGUGUUGCCCAAAGGUUUCAGGCUGGUGGGGCUUUGAGAGGAGGCAGUGGGGACUUGAGGAAGAAGAAGUUGGUUGAUGAGGGCAAUGGUUCAUCACUUUUUUCAAUGCAGCCAGGGCUUUCUGUACAGAAGCUGGAGACUGAUUUGAUGGAAUUAAGGAAUCCCAAUAGAAGUAAUUUCUCUAUGCAGAACUCAGCUGAGUGGCUUGAUAGGGGCUCAGGUGGUUUAACUGGAUUGCAGGGUGCUGGGAUUGGUGGGAGGAGGAAGAGUUUUGCUGACAUUGUUCAGGAAGGAAGUGAUAGACCCGCAUCUUUAUCAGGCCAUCUAUCAAGCCCAGCUAGUCAUAAUGCCUUUGGUGAUCUUGUGGGCACAAUGGGGAUGUGUGAUCCAUAUCAACCUGGUUUAUGUGGGGGACUGGAUUCCUUAGAGGGCUUGGGUUCUGGAUCUGCUUCUCUUGGAAUGGUAAGAGUUCAAAGCCAUGGAUCAGCUGUUUCUCAUUCUUUCUCAUCUGCGCUCGGUUCAUCGCUGUCAAGAAGUACAACACCUGAACAGAAGCUAGUUGGGAGGUCUCCUAGUCCUGGUCUUCCCCCUUUGGGGAGCAGAGUUGCCCCACUUGAGAAAAGGAAUGUUGUUGGUUCGACUAACCAAAAUGGUCAUUCUUCUGGCAUAAAUGAACUUGGUGAAAUUGCAGCUACAUUGUCUGGUUUAAACCUGUCAAAUAUUAGGCAUGCUGAGCAGGAUGGUCAUGUACAUCUGAACAAGCAGCCAGAUUUCCUCUUCAACACGUCCAACGGUCAUAAUCAUCUGCAGCAACAACUCAUACAAAUGUCCAAUGCAGAAAAUCUCUCAUUCUCUUCCAACUACAUUGAUGUAGCAAGAAAAAAUGGGGGCUUGCCAAACCUUAAUGCUUCUGAAUUUAUUUCUCAUGGGGAAGUUAGUAUUCCCAAAAGAACUACUUUUGCAAACCUUCACUCAAAAUCCUCUGGCUUUGGAGGUUUGGAAAGAUCAGAUGGUCAUAAUCAAAAUGCAAAAGUUCCAGCUUUAGGUGGUAGUGGAAUCAGACACAGUUUGAAUAGAGAAGGAAAUCAAACAGGGACUGAUUUUCAUUUUCCUGUUAUGGACGCACGCUAUAUUCAGUACUUGCAAAGAACUUCUGACUAUGCAACACAUGCAAAUGGUCCUCAGGUUAGAAACUGUUUUCCAACUUCACAUGGAGACCUAGAUGGGAUUCAGAAAGCAUACCUUGAAGCGUUGCUUGCUCAACAAAACCAACUAUACGAGACUGCAGUAGUUAAGUCUGGCAAUUUGAAUCAGGAGCACCACAUGAAUUCAUCAUAUGGUCUUGGCAUGCCACAUUUGGGGAAUUCAAUGGCAAACUCUAUGCUUAUUCCUUCUGUUGGAUCUGGAAGUUUUCAGGAUGAGCGAGUUGCACACUUAACUUCUAUGGUGAGAAACUCAAUGGGAGGAUCUAUUGGGCCCUGGCACUCUGAUGUUGGGAACAAUGUGGAAAGAAGAUAUGUCUCAUCAGUAUUAGAUGAGUUCAAGAACAACAAGACCAGGUCUUUUGAUCUGUCAGACAUUGUUGAUCAUGUUGUUGAAUUCAGUAUGGAUCAGUAUGGAAGUCGCUUUAUUCAGCAGAAACUAGAAACUGCCACAGUGGAAGAAAAGAACAAGAUAUUUCCUGAAGUUGUACCACAUGCUCGGACCUUGAUGACGGAUGUAUUUGGAAAUUACGUCAUACAGAAAUUUUUUGAACAUGGCACAGAAUGUCAAAGAACAGAGUUAGCCAGCCAGCUUACUGGUCAUGUUUUACCUCUCAGCCUUCAAAUGUAUGGGUGCAGGGUAAUUCAGAAGGCCUUGGAGGUGGUUGAUGUGGAUCAGCAGACUCAGAUGGUAGCAGAGCUUGACGGUUCUGUUAUGAAAUGUGUUCGUGAUCAGAAUGGUAAUCAUGUUAUUCAAAAGUGUAUAGAGUGUGUACCUGAAGAUCGAAUUCAGUUUAUUAUCUCAGCUUUCUAUGGACAAGUUGUGGCACUUUCCACUCAUCCUUAUGGUUGUCGCGUCAUUCAGAGGGUCCUGGAACACUGUGAGAACAUGAAAACCCAGCAACUUAUUAUGGAUGAGAUUAUGCAAUCUGUUUGCAUUCUGGCACAAGAUCAGUAUGGGAAUUAUGUUAUUCAGCAUGUAAUUGAACAUGGAAAACCAAACGAACGAUCUGCUAUUAUUAGCAAGCUUGCUGGACAAAUUGUAAAGAUGAGUCAGCAGAAAUUUGCUUCUAAUGUUGUGGAGAAGUGCCUAACUUUUGGGGGUCCUGAGGAGCGUCAAAUUUUGGUGAAUGAGAUGCUUGGUUCCACAGACGAAAAUGAGCCCUUGCAGGCCAUGAUGAAAGAUCCAUUUGGAAAUUAUGUUGUGCAAAAAGUUCUGGAGACAUGUGAUGAUCAGAAUCUUGAGUUAAUUCUUUCUCGUAUCAGACUUCACUUAAAUGCCUUGAAGCGGUACACUUUUGGUAAACAUAUAGUUUCUCGUGUUGAGAAACUCAUCACCACUGGAGAAAGACGCAUAGGACUCUCAUCCUCGUUAUCCUCAUAAGGUACUUUAACUAGUAACGUGGAAGGAAAAGAGGACAUACUUUCUGUACAGGUAACAAUGGAAGGCGAUUUUCACAAAGUUUGUCGUCUCAUCUUUAUUUUUAUGCAAAUAUUAUAAUUGUAAAUAAACACUAUUUUCAAGCCUACAUAAUAAGAUCCUAAUGUUAAUAUUCUUAUUGUA